AUGACGUACAGUGGUUCCAGAAGGAUAAGUCCAAGUCCCAGAAAUAACUUUAUGCCAUUAUCUUCAUUGUCAUCUUCGCCUUCGGAACUACCAUAUCUCAAGUGCUUACCAUGUACGGCUCGGUAUUUAAAGAGGAGGGUGAAUGUGAAUAGUAGUAAUACGCCACGACAAAAGUACCACCCAAACAAAAGUACAUUUAUUAAACAGCAACCACUUAGCUUGCAUGAUACUACCACCAGUAAUGAUGAUACUUUUGCUGAGUUUUUAUCUCAAUAUUUGAGGUUGCCCGAUAUCAAAACCACUUUGAAUGAUCAUGAGCUCUAUUUCAAGUCUCUAAAUAAACAGAGAAAAUUGAAAUCGUACGAGGUUUAUCAAAAAUAUUUGAACAAGAAGCCAAAGAAGAAAAUUCAACUUGAACGGCAUUACAAAAAGGAUGACAAUGACAAUGACAAUGAAAAUUACCAACAACGUGUAAAUAAAUCAAGCCCAACAGUUUGUUCAAAGGAACAGGCUAUAGGAUCAGGAUCAGGAUCAACCCAAUUUGAAAAAGAAAAUAAAGUCCAUUACAAACAACCGAAAAAGCUACAACCAGUUGAGGAAGUAAUAGAUGAGCCUAUAAGUAUUAGGCGACUACCAUCAAGCUUUAUGGAAUGUCCAAUUGACCAUUUAAUCAUAUUAAUCUCGCGAAUGCUCAAGUCGCUAAUUACCUUGAAUAACAAAUCUGUGCCUAGUUCCAUAUCGAACCCGCCACUCAUUAAAAGUACGCAGCAGCAGAAGCAGCAGCAGGCUACAAACAACUUGCUAACCAGGUACCAUUCACGCACGCCACCAGCGAUAUCAACAUUCACCUACCUUACGCGACUAACCAGGUUCAACAAUUUCAACCCAGCGAUUUUACUAACCACUAUAUAUUACAUUGACUUAUUAUCGCACCAAUACCAGCCAUUUUUUACCCUAAAUUCUUGGACAGUACAUAGAUUUUUAUUAGUGGCAACAAUGCUCGCUCAAAAGUCACUAGAGGAUUUUUUUUAUACCAAUGACCAUUAUGCAAAAGUAGGUGGUGUUACUUUAAGUGAAUUGAAUUGUUUGGAAUUAGAUUUCUUGAAUCGGGUUGAUUGGAGAUGUAUACCUGGCAAACAAGAGAUUGAUUCUACAACAGGCUGUAUGAGAAAUAAAAUAGCGUAUGCUCAAGAUGUUUUGAAUUUAUAUUAUUCGCAAUUGAUUGAAUUGAUGGGGAGGACUACUGUGCAUGAUGAAGGUAUUGAAAUGAGCGAUAAUAGCAAGAAGGUUCAUUAUUUGAAAGGAAUUGUUGAAGAAGCCAGUGAUGACAUUGGCAGCAAGUUGAGUAGCGAAGAAACUAAUGUGGAUGAGGGGGAAGAAUACGAGGAUAAGGAUGACGAUGACGAGAUUUACUAUAGCGAUGAUGAGGAUGACGAGGUGGAAGAUGACGAGGAAGAAGAUGAAGAAGAGGAAGAGGAAGAAGAAGAGGAAGAGGAGGAAGAGGAAGAAGAGGAAGAAGGAGAGGAGGAGGAUGCCGAUGAAGAAGAAUUAGAGAGUAUAAAAGUUUAUAGACAACAACCCAACUCGUCGGUAUUACGCAGCCCAACUAUAUAUGACGAGAAUGGUUAUAGCUUAAAUGGGGCUUCCUCUCCACACUUGAAACGAAGGUAUAAUAGUGAAUAA
Molecule: messenger RNA, 1683 nt
Organism: Lodderomyces oxycetoniae
Lineage: Eukaryota; Fungi; Ascomycota; Pichiomycetes; Serinales; Debaryomycetaceae
Exons: 1
Coding region: 1-1683 (560 amino acids)
Biological process (GO): regulation of cyclin-dependent protein serine/threonine kinase activity
Cellular component (GO): cyclin-dependent protein kinase holoenzyme complex; nucleus
Molecular function (GO): protein kinase binding; cyclin-dependent protein serine/threonine kinase regulator activity
Source: RefSeq, a predicted model, not a curated record